UGUCUUGCUCGAUUGAUUUGCCAUUUUUGAGUGAGAAGAUUUCCUUGUCCAUAUGUCACGUUCAAUUUCAAUCUCAGUCAUAAGAGUAUCGUGACCAUAUGAAGUAUCUUGUAUUCCAUCAAUGACUAUCAGUAUGUAGGACUGCAAUUCAACAAGAAUCAAACAAGAAUCAAGUCAUUGCGCGUCCUUGUAGUGCUUGUAUGAUCUGACAUUCCAACAAACUAUGGAUUUUUGACUCGUUCUUUAUUCAUUGGGUGCGGAUCGCACUCUUUGAAGGCUUCGCGGAGUGAUGCAAACUUCGUCUUUCUGUGAUUAAAUGAAGGUUUCUGAGACUUGGUUGCACUGUAAGUGAUUCGCACCUACACAAGCAUUUUGCGUGGCAGAGAAGAUGCAUCCAGGAGUCAUCUCUCCCACAAUAUCGCUCUGAGCCGCAUGAGGCCCCCUUGGAGUGACAAAGCUACGGUCAGAUCUUACAGGUUCUUGUCAAGCCUGAGUACGUUUACACCUAGAGCAAUUGCCUAUGGAGCUCCAAUCUUCGCGGUACGGACGUAGCAGUUGAGCCAUUGAAGAGAGGUCGCAAUCAUUACUCCCAUAGGAACAUAUCGCUGUUUUGUUUCAACCGUUCCGCUGAUUAGCCACCCUACCAUAAUCCCAAGUCAUAUUCUAUCAUGAUGCCUGGAGUGGUAAGCGCUGGUACAGUCACGUAAUUCCCCCACCCUCCGCGAAGCGAAUGGAGAUGCUUAGUGAUAGCUUACGGGGUGGCAGCUAGCCGCUAUCGUAGAACCAGCUGGAUACUCGAGAAACAAUAUAAAGCAUUAAAUCUACACAGAAACCGAGCGCACAGGCCCCGAAUGCAUGCCCGAACUAAAUCAUGCUGAAAUUUGCUCAUGUCGCUUGAUGGAAUGCCUGACUAGUCGAAGUGGAAUAGACCAGGGUCUACACCGAACAUUUGCUAUAUUCGCUACACCAGACACGGACAAUACUUGUGCUGACCUUGGCUAUGCCGCUGCUCCUCGAGACAAAGCCCGAAGAAGUCAUUUGUAGACGGGAAUGUAGCCUGUUAUUGAAUUUCAUGAUAUCACUUCCCCAUUUUAGUCUGUCCCGCUCAGCAUUGAACUUAACGACAGCAAUUGAGUCUCACUCAUUCAAAAC
Molecule: messenger RNA, 1152 nt
Organism: Periconia digitata
Lineage: Eukaryota; Fungi; Ascomycota; Dothideomycetes; Pleosporales; Periconiaceae
Source: the annotation of a GenBank genome assembly